UUCAGCACGUUUGCUUGGUCUGCGUUAUACUCGUGCUAAUGCAGCAGUUCAUCUUUUUGCACUUAAGCUCUUUAUCUGUUGACAUUUGCAUGGGUCAUAAAGACAUAACUUGUGAUAGGUGCCAUUUUCAGUGCAUUCUCUUUUGGUUUCCCCACUUUACUUUCAUUAAGCUUUUUUUUUUUUUUUUAUUCUGGUGAAGGCAUUUUGUGUACAUGCGUAGACGACAACACGGUGACAGUUUCAGGUUCUCCUGAUGCUGUUCAUGUCAGUUCUCUUUGUGUCAUAAUUCAAUGAAUUCUUUUUUUUCAGUUUUACAUUGUUGCAUGAUCUCAGUUUUUUCGUGUCCCUGUGAUCUCUCAAGAUUAACUUUGCUCUUGAUGAUUUUAAAUGGUGCAUGCAGCUACACUAUGUGGACAAAAGUACUGGGCCACCUACACAUUACACCGACAGCAGCUGCUCGACCAUGGAAACUGUGGAAACCCAGUUUGAUGUUGAUGCCGGAGAAAGUUUGGAACCUUGCAGUUUUAGAGUCGGUAGAUAGUUUGUGGCUUUUAUGCACUGUGUGUCUCAGCACUUGGCUCGCCUGCUCCUUAACUUUGGUGGUGUGCCAAGCUAUGACUGAGUUGCUGAAGUUAAUUUCAGAACAUUUCCAGUUUUUGCAGAUUUUCGAGGGAAGAAAUUUCACAGACUGACUUGUUGCAGUGGUGGCACCCUGUUACAGUAUACGCUAAAAUUCAGCAAGUGCUUUAGAAUGACCCAUUCCUUCAUAAAUGCUUGUAAAGGCAGGCUGCAUGGUUGGGGACUUGAGUUAAUACACCUGAAUUCAAAGAUUCAUGGCCCAGUGCUUUUGACCAUAUGCUGUAUUAAAGUAAUGAUCUGUGAAUACAAAACUAACAGCAAAUGCUUCUUACGUGCUUCUAAUCUCUUAUCUUGCCUUACCACUGGAUGUAUGUAUAUCUGUGUGUGUGUGUGUGUGUUUUUGUGUGUGUGUGUGCGUGUGUGCGUGCACGCAUCUGCUCCAGUCCUCUGCCCGCCGCUCAGCAAAGGUGAGCUCGCCUACAGCAGAGUGGAGAGGACAAAUGGAAUGCAAAUACAUGAGUUAAUUCUGAAAAGUUUGAUUAUUUUAAUGUUUGAACAGUAGACUCUGGGACCAUAAGAAGCAGAUUUCUCCUUAUGAAAUACUUGACAUUGAAAGAAUUGUAUGAGUAAUAGUUACUUGAGGUGUGUGAUCUUUCGUUGACUCAGGAGGGGCAGACUAAAAACAGGAUGUUAAUAUCACUAACCUGGUUGUGUAUGAUAACAUUAAGGGGUAGUACUAAAAGCUUUCGUUAUUCAUCUUCAGUCUAACCUGCAUUUAGUUUAAGUAACCGCUCUGACACAGUUUCUAUGAUCACACUGUGGCAGUGGAAAACGCCGCGUCUCACAUCAGCUACCUCCCUCCCCUCCCUCCUGGUCCGUCCCUCCAGCCGCUCCAGCCUGUCGCUCAGGGCGUCUCGUGAGAGUCUCGCAUCCUCUCUGUCUGGUGAUGUCAGUGAGGCGGGCCUGUCCUCCCAGCAGGGUGCUCUGGGCGCCCCUGUCAUACCUCAGCCCAGCGGGUCACCUGCAGCAGCAGCAGCUGCUUCUGUUCCAGCUACUCCAAGCAAGGUGGAACCUGCCAUAUCCAAGCAGGAGGAGGAAUCACUGCGAGCUCAAGUCAAGGACCUGGAGGAGAAACUGGAGACUUUGAAGAUGAAGCGAACAGAAGACAAAGCCAAGCUUAAGGAACUGGAGAAACACAAGAUCCAGUUGGAGCAGCUUCAGGAGUGGAAGAACAAGAUGCAGGAGCAGCAGGCCGAGCUGCAGAAACAACUCAAAGAGGCCAAGAAGGAAGCCAGGGAGGCACAGGAGGCCAAGGAGCGCUACAUGGAGGAGAUGUCUGACACGGCAGAUGCCAUAGAGAUGGCCACGCUGGACAAAGAGAUGGCAGAAGAGAGAGCAGAAUCGCUCCAGGUUGAGGUGGAUAGCCUGAAAGAGAAAGUGGAGGAGCUGUCAAUGGACCUGGAGAUCCUUAGGCAUGAGAUUUCAGAGAAAGGCUCAGAUGGAGCUGCCUCCAGUUACCAGGUCAAGCAGCUGGAGGAGCAGAACAGCAGACUCAAGGAGGCGCUGGUCAGGAUGAGAGAUCUGUCUGCUUCGGAGAAACAGGAACACGUGAAGCUUCAGAAGCAGACGGAGAAGAAGAACGUGGAGCUGGAGACUCUGAGGACUCAGAAAGAAAAACUGCAUGAAGAAGUCAAGCAGGCAGAGGCUACAAUCGAUGAACUGAAGGAACAGGUGGAUGCUGCUCUGGGCUCAGAGGAGAUGGUGGAGACCCUGACGGAGAGGAACCUCGACCUUGAGGAGAAAGUCAGAGAGCUGAGAGAAACCGUGACUGAUCUGGAAGCCAUCAAUGAGAUGAAUGAUGAGCUCCAGGAGAAUGCCAGAGAAACAGAGAUGGAGCUGAGGGAACAGCUCGAUCUGAGUGGAGCAAAGGUCAGAGAGGCAGACAAAAGGGUGGAAGCUGCCCAGGAGACUGUAGCUGAUUACCAGCAGACCAUCAACAAAUACAGAGAACUCACUGGCUCACUUCAGGAGACCAACAGGGAGCUGAUCAGUCAGCAGAAUGCAAAUGCAGAACAAGUUCAGCAACCACCUGCUGAGCUGUUUGACUUUAAGAUCAAGUUUGCAGAGACCAAGGCUUACGCCAAGGCCAUUGAGAUGGAGCUGAGGAAAAUGGAAGUAGCUCAGUCGAACAGACAGGUGUCCCUCCUCACCUCCUUCAUGCCUGACUCCUUCCUUCGCCAUGGUGGGGACCAUGACUGCAUUCUGGUUCUCCUGCUUAUUCCCAGGCUCAUCUGCAAGGCUGAACUCAUCAGUAAACAGGCACAGGAGAAGUUUGACUUGAACGGGAACCCGGUGCAGGGAACAGGGCUGAGAGGGCCUCCGGGAGAACAGCGCAGUUUCGCUUCAGGACUGGUCUACUCCCUCAGCCUGCUGCAGGCCACCCUGCAUAAAUAUGAACAGGCUCUGAACACCUGCAGCGUGGACGUUUUUAAGCGCAUGGGAACCCUUUACUCUGAAAUGAGUUUCCAUGAACGCUCUCUGGAUUAUUUCAUAGACCUGCUUCAUAAAGAUCAGCUGGAUGAGACCGUUCAGGUGGAACCUCUCACUAAGGCCAUCAAGUACUAUCAGCAACUGUAUAGUGUCCAUCUGGCAGAUCACACUGAAGACUGCACAGUGCAGCUGGCUGAUCACAUUAAGUUUACUCAGAGUGCCUUGGACUGUAUGGUAGUGGAGGUAGCUCGUCUGCGCGCCUUCCUGUCAUCAGGACAGGAGAGCUCUGGUUUAGCAGUUCUUCUGAAGGACCUGGACACCUCGUGUUCUGAUAUCAGACAGUUUUGUAAGAAGAUCCGCCGUCGCAUGCCCGGAACAGAUGUAGCUGGAGUCCCCGCUGCUCUCAGUUUUGGACCAGAGGUUUCAGAGACGUUGACCGAGUGCAGGCGUCAGUUGACCCGUGUGGUUGCGGUACUUCAAGAGGUAGCUGCAGCUGGAGCUCAGAUGGUUCCUUCGCUGGGAGAACAGGAAGGUCUCAAUGCUCUUAAACUGGAGGAUAUUGCCUGCAAGGUUGUGGAGCAGGUAUAUGGCUCCCAUGGUGUAAAUGGCCCAGAGUUACUGCGGCAGUCUUGCAGCUCUGUCAUCACCACCAUGAACAAGAUGGCUACAGCCAUGCAGGAAGGAGAGUAUGAUGCUGAAAAACCACAGGGAAAGACUCUUCCAGUGGAAAUGAGAGCAGCCACAGUCAGGGCAGAAAUGACUGACGCCGAAGGUCUGGGAGUCAAACUAGAAGACCGAGAAACCGUCAUCAAGGAGCUCAAGAAGUCUCUCAAGAUUAAGGGUGAGGAGCUGAGUGAGGCCCAUGUCCGCCUCAGCCUCUUGGAGAAGAAGCUGGACACCUCCACCAAAGAUGCUGAUGAACGUGUGGAGAAGAUUCAGACCAAAUUGGAUGAGAACCUUGCCCUGCUGAAGAAGAAAGAAAAGGAGUUUGAGGAGACGAUGGAUGCUCUGCAGGCUGAUAUUGACCAGCUAGAGGCUGAGAAGGCAGAGCUGAAACAACGACUCAGUAACCAGUCAAAGAUGACCAUUGAAGGCCUGAGAGGUCCACCUGCCUCAGGAAUUGCCUCCAUCGUUCAGGGAUCAGCAGGAGGUCUGCCUCCCUCUAUGGGAGGGCCAAUGCAGGUGGUGGACUCUCCUCUCCUCAGGCAGCAGAUUGAGGCCCAGAGGCUGGGUAUUAAACACCUUAAGAAUGAAAACAACAGACUCAAGGCAGAGAAAAUGAGAGCCCAGCUAGCCUCCCUGCCGCCGCUCCGCCCUCCUAAACUCCCACAAGUUUCUAAAGAAAGCUCCAUGCCUCCAGAGGGACUAAACACAGGGAUAUACAGAAGGACUGACCAGCUGCUAGCAACCCUGCUCAAGCUGAGUGCCGAGGUUAAAGUGGUGGACAUCACUGGAAAGACGGCAGUUAGUGCAAGCGCUCAGCUCCUGGAGCAGACAGCUCGUCUGCAGAACCUCAGUGAUGCUCUGGAUAAACUCAAGGGUGAGGUAGCCGAACAUGUGGUCUCAUAUCAGCCUGGAGCAAAGGCUUCUUCUGACUUUGCCACAUUCCCAGUCACCUCUUUUACUAAGGCCAAGGAAGAGAAGAAGGGAGACACUGUAUUCAUUGGCCGUGUUGCGAUUCCAUGCACCCGUGGACAGGAACAAGUCCACCGUCUCGUCCUAUCAAAGCCGCAGUUGCAGCAAGUGCACAGUCUCCUCAUGGUUUAGAGCAGUAGGAUCACACAGCAGAGUACCGUCUUAUUCCAGCUAACACUUCAGCAUUCCUCCUAUUUGUCUUUUUCACUUUUCUCAGGAAACUGUUUCCACUUAUAGCACUAAUAUUAUCGACCCAGAGAAGUGUCUUUAUAAAAGUGAUUGUUUUUCUGGAUUUCAAGACUCCCGAAUGUCACUAAGGUGUCAUGAUUUCAGUAUUGAAGAAGUUUCUGUACCAAUGUUCACUCUGUGCAAAUGGGAAGGACUACAACACAAUUUUUACUGCAUUUGCAAUGACUGAUAGUUUGUUCCUUUGUAUGUUUUGUAUUUGUGCAAGUCAGACAAUAAAAGAUAGCAGCCCAAUUCUGAGCAAGAAAUACUCAAAUGUAUGUUUACGUUUAUACUUGUAAGCUGAUAUUACAGUGUAAACUUUCACUAAUAUGAUAAAGUGCCAGCUGACA
This is a messenger RNA of Pundamilia nyererei, 5282 nucleotides long. RefSeq names its product dynactin subunit 1-like. Bases 1387 to 4836 code for a protein of 1149 amino acids. NCBI's taxonomy places the organism in Eukaryota, Metazoa, Chordata, Actinopteri, Cichliformes, Cichlidae. Gene Ontology annotation, biological process: establishment of mitotic spindle orientation; nuclear migration. The record is from RefSeq and is a predicted model, not a curated record. The transcript is spliced from 25 exons. Gene Ontology annotation, cellular component: axon; spindle pole; microtubule associated complex.